Parnassius mnemosyne (clouded apollo) is the source of this 270-nucleotide messenger RNA. The record is from the annotation of a GenBank genome assembly. Lineage: Eukaryota; Metazoa; Arthropoda; Insecta; Lepidoptera; Papilionidae.
CUGAAGUGGCAAUGGGGCGGGCAUAUAACUCGAAGAACCGACAGCCGAUGGGGAAAAAAGGUUCUCGAGUGGCGGCCUCGUACCGGCGGACGAAGUGUAGGACGUCCCCCCACUAGAUGGAUUGACGACCUGGUAAGAUAUGCAGGAAGUCGAUGGAUGCAGGUGGCUCAGGACCGUGCUUUGUGGCAUUCCUUGGGGAGGCCUAUGUUCAGCAGUGGACAUGUGAAGGGCUAUAAUGAUGAUUAUGAUGAUGUAUAUUUUAUUCUAUGA